Messenger RNA from Malaya genurostris, 10349 nucleotides. It is a transcript of the gene zfh2, whose product is annotated as zinc finger protein 2. The record is from RefSeq and is a predicted model, not a curated record. Gene Ontology annotation, biological process: regulation of transcription by RNA polymerase II. NCBI's taxonomy places the organism in Eukaryota, Metazoa, Arthropoda, Insecta, Diptera, Culicidae. The transcript is spliced from 7 exons. Gene Ontology annotation, molecular function: zinc ion binding; DNA-binding transcription factor activity, RNA polymerase II-specific; RNA polymerase II cis-regulatory region sequence-specific DNA binding. Gene Ontology annotation, cellular component: nucleus. Bases 1587 to 9203 code for a protein of 2538 amino acids.
ACCCAGAAAAGAACAAUCGAUUAGGGCAUUGAACCAUUUUACGGUUAAUUUUAACUUUUGGUUGAAAUCUGACACUUGAGCGGUUAUUUUAUGUCGAGUAGUUAAAUUCAACUAAAACUGCGGCCCAUUUCAAAGUUUGGCGGAUGGAAAGUUAUUUGGGUUUAUCUUGCACUGGAAAUAAUUGUAACUAAAGAAUUGAUAUUAGAAUUAUCUUUGCAAUUUUUUUUCAGUGUCGGAAAAUAACCAUCGAUCUUUUAAAUUUAACCAUGCUUUCGAGCAGGGUUAUUUUUGACAACAUAAAAAUAACCGCUCGAGUGUCAGAUUUCAACCUAAAGUUAAAAUUAAUCGCGAAAUUUCAUUGCUCAUUCCGUCAUUUCGAUAAUGUGGGUGUGAUGAAACUAGCAUGAAAAUUGCUAGUGAUUUUCAUUUGAACCGUAUUUUUACAUGCAUAUUGCUGAUUGCUUUCAAAGCUGAACUUUUGACACAGUUCAUUAACCACAAUCUUUUUUGCUCAAUCAUGGUUGCCGAAAAAAAGUUGAGAAAAUCAACGAAAAGAAUAAUUUUUCUAUGCAGCUUUCUUCAAUAUCUUCAAAACUGGCAACCCUGCUUACAAAUUUGACAACGAGCAAAAAAGAAAAAACACAACCAUAUGAUUGUGUUGUCGUUAUAGGCGUCAGAGUUCUGUCAGUACAGAGCAGUUCUGUAUGAAAUGUUCAAAACGACCUAUGUAACAUUGAGAGUUUCUCUUUGUUUACUUUCUCUUUCGAUUAUUGCGAAACAUUCCUCCUUUUUUCGGUAAUUUCUCCAGAGCAGAUUAAAAGAUGAUAGCUUUAGUUAUUAUUAUCGGUAAAUAAUUGGAGAGAAUUAUUGCUAAGAGUGCCGUAAUAAUCAAAAGAGAAAGUAAACAAAGAGAAUCUCUUAUUAUUACAUAGGUCGUUUUGAACAUUUUAUACAGAGUUGCAGUUAUAAUCACACUUCUGAUCCAGCACACUUUCAUACUGUGCAGUUCGAUUUGGUGGGAACUGUGCAAUAACAUACUCAGUUUCUCGAUGACUCAUGUCCUGACUUCAGGAUUUCCUAUUGUAAAGCAUAUCAAUUCUAUUUACAUAAAUUUUCAGAUACAUACAGGUGAUCUCCCUCAGAAUCACACAAAAAAAUGGCUGCUAGUGAUUCUGGGGUGACAGCGUGUGAUCACCAUAAACGUCAACAAGAAAUAGUAACAAGUUUUGGCUGCAUUCAAAGAAGGUGUUUCUCGAACAAGAACACUGAACCACAAUUCUAAUGGUGGCCGUCGCGCCUCGUUGCAUUUUUUUCUCCCUGUCUUCCCAACAGAUAACCCGUUCGAUGAAACAAACACAACUAGCUAUAAUGAAAUUACGAGAAAAAAUACAUUUUAAGAUUUAAACUUUAGAAAAAGUUUUACAAAAUCAUAAACCUCGCAUUAUUUAUAAAUUAAUUAAAUUUUAAAACAAAAAUUAUUAUAUAUUAAAUUAAAUUAACAAAUUUGUAAACUAACACGUAACUCGCGAAAAUUAAACAACACAAAAUCACCCACACACAAAAAAAAACACACACACACAUACACAAUGGCAUCUCGCAAGAACGCAAAAUUCUCCACCAAAAUCCAGUUCUAUCUGAAACACAGGGAAUCGCGAAUACUGAAGCUAUGCAACGACACAAUCGGUCCCGUACCGAACGAUUCUCUCACCAGAGCCAUCUUCAAGCUGCUGUCGAAGCCGGUGGACAACAAGCGAAUCAUUCAGCUCCUCGCCGACAAGAAACGCUCCUCCACCAAAUCGACUGCUUCGCACAGCACCAUGAAGACGCCCCAAACGGCAACGCCCACGACGACGACGUUCACAUCAACGGCUUUCCCGGGCCUCCCACUGGUAACCGGCACCGGUACGACAUCCUCGGUGACGGUUCCCGGUACCGGUUUAGGUGCCGCCGUGUCCCUGCCCGAGUAUCAGAAGGAAGUGGAACGGUUUCGUGGGCGCAUCAUCUGCCAGGACAACACCUGCAUCAUCGAUCCAGCGGCUUCUCUUAAGAACGACAACAAUUCAAAUCCUCGCACUCACUCCUUCCGAAUUGUCUCGUUUAGCAAGGAGGGCGGCAGCAAUGGUAGCAGUAGUCACAAGGCAUCCUCAUCAUCGGACUGUUCCUCGUCGCCACUUGGCGGUGAUGGUGGACGAGAUUCCGUGGACGAACAGGUUCGCAAUCUCGGUUCACCGUUGGCCGCGUCGACACAAGCUGGCCACAAGGCGAUUCUGAUGUGCUUCAGUUGUAAGCUUAGCUUCGGUACGUGUCGGUCGUUCAUCGCCCAUGCCAAGAUGGAGCACAGUCUAACGCUGAACGACUACGAGCGGAUGUUGCUCGAGAAAAACUACAGCAGUGCCAUUAUCCAGACCAACACGGAGAGGCAGUUUUACUUUCUGGUUCCUUUCGAAGAGAAAUCUUCAGCCAACAGCAUCCCUAGCAUUAAGUCUUCGGUGGAAAGCGGUGAGGAGAGGUUCAAGAGUAGUAUCAGUCACAGUCUCAGCAGCGGUAGUGGCGGAGGAAGUCAACAGCUGUCACCUCAGCAGCAACAGGUGCAACAAAUUCAGUCAUCUGUCACAACGCCGGAGAAAAGCCCCGGUUCCAUCAGCUUCGAUGGUGGCUUUCCCAAACUCACACCUAGCAGUAUGCUCUACGACAUGGACAACAAACUGCAGGCGAGUUGGAAACUAGCCGCCGAGAAGUACAACAAUGCCAUGAACGAAAGUGUGGCGGCCGCGGCGGCGGCUGCUGCAGUAGCAGCGGCUCAAGAAGAGAAGAACGCUGCCAGCGGGAAGUUGUUGACCGAUUUUCUGACACAACAGAAGAUGCUGUCGGCUGCGGAAAAUCUGUACAACAAACAAAACAAGUUCCUGGAAUUGAUGAACACCAACCCGUUAGCGGCGGCCGCCGCAAAAGCAGCGGCAGUCACGGGGACGGGCGUCGAUGGAUCUAGCGAUUUUCAAAUGGCCAAAAAGUACAAUGCAAUGGAUCUCUACAAGCAACUGAUGGCAGCGAACAAUUUCCGACCCGAGGGACUGGACCUGAAAGAAGAACUUAAAAGCGAGCAUCAGAUAAGCGUUAAGAAACUAGAGACUGAACCGUCGGCUGCAUUUCGCAAUAGCAAUUUUGCGCCAAAUAUUUCCACGAGGAAUUCGUGUAAGACUUUAAAAUGUCCCCAGUGCAACUGGCACUAUAAGUACCAGGAAACGCUGGAGAUUCAUAUGCGGGAAAAGCAUCCAGACGGGGAGACAGCGUGCAGUUACUGCCUAGCAGGACAGCAACAUCCGCGGCUCGCUAGAGGCGAAUCUUACACCUGCGGUUACAAACCAUAUCGUUGCGACAUCUGUAACUAUUCCACCACCACCAAGGGUAACCUGUCUAUUCACAUGCAGAGCGACAAGCAUCUGAAUAACAUGCAAGACUUGAACGGUAUGAUGAACAAGGGUAGUCAGAACUUCCUGAAUCUUGCGACCCUUCAGGCGACCGAGAAGGUUAACACAUCUCGCAACCAAUACAUGCAAUCCACCUCGCCGCUGUCUUUAACCACCAAACUAACCCAGUCUCCCAAAGAAUCUCAGCCCAGCAGCUACGAGUCCAGCCGGCCAAAAUCUUUCUUCAAAUGCGACAUCUGCAACUACGACACCAACAUAGCGAGGAAUCUCCGGAUUCACAUGACUAGUGAAAAACAUAUCAGCAACCUCAACUCGCUACAGUCCAGUUACAGCCAGCUGAAAAACCUCCAGAAUAUGUCCUCCGCCGAAAAUCUCGACUAUCUGAGCGCCCUGAACCUGAACGCACUGAAGGAAGAAUCACCGUUGAGCCGAGUCGAAGACUACAGUAACAGUUCCCUUAAACCUCUUUCGAUGGUAUCCUCUCCGUUUGCUUCUAUCGAAUCAACCCCACCGAUCAGCACAGCCAACAGUACACCGACUCCGGAGUCCCUGUUCCUGAAUAACCCGUCCCCUUUCUCCGGCAGUAGCGAUACCGAUCGACUUGCGGCCGGUGAGUUCCACCAGCUGGACGAAGACAAGAAUCCGCUACACUUCGAACCUCCGAUCAGAAUCACACUGGAUCCAUCGACUUACUACACCUGUUUGAUUUGUUCGGACUUCGAUACCAACAACCUGGAAGAGCUGAAGAAGCACGUGAUCAAGGACCGUUUGACAUCGAACAUUGCAAUGGAUACAAUAGUGAUCGCAGCGGCUAGCUGCGAGUGCCUCCUGUGUGGCUUUCGUUCGCAAACCGCGGACAAGCACGACCUCGAACGCCACCUGAAAACGGAAGCUCACCUCAAACGGCUUGAUCUGAUGAUUCAUCUGCUCGAAGGACGGGACAAAGCGAUCGGCAAGUUGCGCCAGUUUUGCGGUUCCGAACUGUACAAGAAACUCUCGCUGAUCUUCCCACUCGCGGAGGAAUCGAAAUUUCCGUACGAAGAAAUGCCAAGCAUUGGUGAAAUUUCGCGUUCUCCGCUAUCGCUGCUGCUGGAACCGAAGACUGAACUGGUCGAACGGGAAUUCGGCACCAGCAAUGGGAUCGAUAACGAAGGUUGUCAACCACAUCCGGACAAUGUGCAAAUAAAAUGCAACUGCUGCAACUACUACACAACCUCGUUGGAGAAAAUCGGCAUUCACAGUCUGUCGGAGAAGCACAUUUUCCGGCGGAUCUGUUUCGACUACUUGCUGCUUAUCUCCAGCGAAAAGAAUUCCACCGGCGGAGGUUCACUCAGUCCGCUGAAUCUGCAGCAGCAACAUGGCAUGAAAAGUGAAGAAAAUCGUCCGGGAAGUGCUGGUAGCGGUCCUCUGCUUCGACCAGGCCAUUUGAUGCUAACCUGUGUUCCGUGCGGUUACAAGACCGAUCAUAUCUACUACAUGAUCCACCAUCUGCGGAAGUCUUGCAAGGUGGAGCAGAACAUCAACCUGCUCGGACUGCGCAACAUCUUCAAGUUGACCCCGAAGGGCGCCGAUUCCCAGGAUGCAAUGGACUCGGCCUCGGCGGCUACCGGGGACAACAACAAUGGCACAACGGCACUCGGUACACUGUGCAGUAUCCUGCAGGAGAAGAAACCGUGGAACGGAGAAAACUGCAACGGGAAAAGCGGUAGUGGUACGACCGGUAACGUCGGUUCGGGUGGCAGCGGUGGCGGCAAUGGCGACGGGACUUGUAAGGACCGGUGUUUGGUUUGUAGCGUUUGUAACAAUUUCUCGUCGAAGAAGAUCAACGUCAUGCAGCACCUGUUGGCGAAUCACAACGUUGGCAACGAACUUCUGGCCCAGGAUUUCUCCAGUAUGAGUGUACCUUCCGCAAUUCAGAAGAAACCGUUCGAUUAUCUGCGUACCCUGACCGAGGCCAGGAGUGCCCAAAAUCUGCGGUUGAUCGAAAAGGUAACCUUUAUGAAUGACACUUCGGCGUUCAAGGAAAACUGCAACGAUCUGAAGCACGGUAAUUUGGCGGAGAUUCUGGAAACCUACAUGGGAGGUGCCGGUGGAAAGGAUGGUGGAGAGAAGCAGGAAAAACAUCAGGUACAGACGGUGUCCUGUCCGCUGUGCCCGGAAACGUUUCUGGAUCAGGUUAACGUGGAGACGCACGUGAUCCGAGUUCACAACAUUAAGAUGGAAGGCUUGAACCGACUGCUGAAGCUGGUUGAUACCUCGCAAUUUCUAAAGACCACCAAACAACAGCAGCUUGGCAGCAGUCCGGACAAGUCGCCGAAGAAGGAAACCUCACCCUCGCCGGAAAUCAAAUGCUCCUUCUGUAAGGUCUGCUUCGACUCGAUGGUAGACCUGAAAAUACACUGCAACGAAAGUAAUCACUUCAAACGGAACGCCGACUCGGAGGAUCUCGCUUGCUUCCUGAACGACUGCAAGGACGCAUUCGACAAUCUCGCCGACCUACAUCAGCACUUUAAGGCAAACCAUCUCAACUUUCUGAUCUCGGAGAAUCACACCUACAAAUACCGCUGCAAACUGUGCCCGUUCGCUUUCAAAACUCACGAGAAACUCAAUCGCCAUCUAUUUUAUCACUCGCUCCGGGAAUCGACAAAGUGUUUCUACUGCGAUGCCACCUUCAAGAACAUCAACUCCCUGACGAGCCACAUCACGGAAAAGCAUCCGCAGGAAUCUACCGCACAGAAGGGCGCAACGGACUCGCAGCAGGAAUCUACAUCGAUUCUUUUCUUCAAGGAUUUGAAACGGAAGAUGAUGAACAACAAGAACGGGAUGAGUCCGAAGUCGGAUCGAAGUCAGACCCGGGACAGUGCGGACGAAGAUCGGCUGAGUGAGAAGUCGAUGAGUAGCAAGAGUAGUCUGUACUACGAUAAAAGUUUGGACGGUUCGGAUGGUGGCGGAACGGGAGGGGGAGGAAAGCUCUCCUGCAUGGAUUGUCGAUUCAACUUCACCGACACGGCAGCUCUCGAGCGGCAUAUGGCCACGGCAUUCCAUAUGUCGAAAGAGAAGGAAAAAGCCGCAGCGGACAGCCUGGCCGGUAUGGUCAACAAACAGCAGCUGUUCUACGACAUCAAAUCGGAGAAGUUCACCAACCCGAACCGGCCGUUCAAGUGUACGAUCUGUAUGGAAAGUUUCACGCAAAAGAACAUCCUCCUGGUGCACUACAACAGUGUGUCACAUCUGAACAAGCUGAAGAAACUUAAGUCCGACAAGCAACAGCAGCAGCAGCAGCAUCAGUUUCCGUUUCAGAUUGGGGCUUCCAUGGGAGACGGAGGAGAUGGAUGCGAACAUGGGGACAGACAGUCGAUGGAUUUCAAACCGUUUGGGCUGCAAAUGUUCGGCGAAGGAGGCGAGAAAAGGAAGGAUCUGGAAGAGAAGGAAAUGGCUCGGAAGAAAUUUAAAUGUGACAUUUGCAACGUCGCAUACACGCAGGGCAGUACGUUGGAUAUUCACAUGCGAAGUGUGCUGCAUCAGACCCGAGCAUGUAGACUACAGGAAAGAAGCAUGUUCAGCAACCAACUGCAACCCGUCGAUAGCAAGAAGAAACCUGAAUUCUCCCUAAUCCAUACCAUUCCGGAAAGCCACGAAUCUCCCAACUUCAUCGAUGAUACCCCGUUACGUAAACUGAAAUCCCCGGCUGACCUUCAACAGCAACAUCAGCAACUACAACAACAGCAGCAGCAGCAGCAAACUAUCCAACCGGCACCACUCACUCCACAGCCUCCUAUGUUGAAUCCGAUGAUGGGAGCACUGGGCCUUGGAACGGGUGUCGCUGCGAUGGAGAAACCGGAAAUCGUUAUCUGCGAAUGCUGUUUCCAGGUGUUCCCCAACAAAUCCACUCUGGAGACUCAUCUGGAACUGAGUCCGGAGUGUUUGGCUGUCAAGAAAAAACUGUUGGAAGGCAAUAAUCCAACGCCGGAAAGUUUCGUCGAAAAUUUCCAACAACAGCAAGUCUUGAAUGACCUCGCCAAGGUAAACCCUUUACCAGGGUUCGAUCUUUCGCCGGAAGCACUGCUGGGGAAGAGUCCGUUUCCGCUGGAUCCAACUGCAAACCUUAUGGAUCCCAAUUUCUUGAAGAACGCCUCGCUGUUACAGUUCGCAACCGAUCCGAACAACAAGCUCGGUCCGAACGCUCUGAACGUUCUGAACUUUAUGCACUUUCAUCAUCUCAUGUCCCUUAGCUAUCUAAACCUCGCUCCCCAGCUGAACUUUGGUGCUGUACCUCAGAAAGUCCCGGACAUGACGGCUAAAAACGACCUGGAAAAAGUCAUACCGGUUGAUAAGACCAAACUGCCUCCGGGAAUGCUACAGUCCAAUCUCAACGGGAAACCUCCGCUAGAUAUGAACAUGCUGGCACAUAACCUCGAGAACAAAAUGCCACCUCAGCCUCCGCAACAGCAACCUUGCACCCAGAAACGCGCUCGAACUCGCAUAACCGACGAACAGCUGCGCAUUCUACGCUCCCACUUUGAUAUCAACAAUUCGCCCAGUGAAGAAAGCAUCCAGGAGAUGUCUCUGAAGGCUAACCUUCCACCGAAAGUCGUCAAGCAUUGGUUCCGCAAUACCCUGUUCAAGGAGCGACAACGUUCCAAGGAUAGUCCGUACAAUUUUAGUAUUCCACCUUCUACGAAGCUCAACGUAGAGGAAUACGAACGCACCGGUGAGACCAAGGUCGUUGAUUUGGACACCUCAUUCAAAUCUAACGAUUCCCAGGACACCUCGCAGAAUGCGGUUGAUCUGAAGAUGAACGAAAUGAAGCAGAGUUUCUCCAAAUCGCUGAUGGAGUCGUUGUCAAAGCAUCAGGCGACCCAGGAACUGGGAAACUUCCAGUUGAACAAAAAUCUCUUUCCGGACAACUUCGGCAAUGACUUCCAAACUCAACAUGAGCAAGCCUCCCAACUACAAGCCAAUGUAGCUAAUUUUUUCUCCCAAGCUCCCGAGCUGAAUCUGAACAACCUUGGAAAAGAGCUGAUGUCAAACAAAAAGAAAAAAAUCAAAUCCGAAAAUUCCUCCAACGCUUCCCCGAUUCCAGCCGAUCUUCAGAUCGAUUCCAGCAAUUCCAGUCCUCUUCCGAUGCGCCCACCGAGUGCCAUUUCUUUGAAAAAGCAUAUGGAAGCUCGACCGCUCGGUACUCCCGGUCUGAUGGAAGAGAUAAAAAUUCCCAGCCCCAUCGAUAGUCCCGUGAUUUCUCCACCGUCGUCGAUUUCCAGCGGAAUGCACCAGCAGAUGGCCCAGAAUCAAGCGAUCACCUGCUCCAACGGGAAACGGGCCAAUCGAACUCGGUUCACCGACUACCAGAUCAAGGUGCUGCAGGAGUUCUUCGAGAACAACUCGUACCCGAAAGAUAGCGAUUUGGAGUAUUUGAGUAAGCUGUUGAUGCUUUCGCCGCGAGUGAUCGUCGUGUGGUUCCAGAACGCUCGUCAAAAACAACGCAAAAUCUACGAGAACCAACCGAACCCGACCUUCGAAACGGACGAGAAGAAGGCCAUCAACAUCAACUACACCUGCAAGAAGUGCAACCUGGUUUUCCAGCGGUACUACGAACUGAUCCGUCAUCAGAAGAACCACUGCUUCAAGGAGGAAAGCAACAAACGAUCGGCCAAGGCUCAGCUUGCAGCCGCUCAGAUCGCUCAUUCCUUCACCAGUGGCAGUGAGGACUCCGAUUCCAGCCUGGACGUCAGCCGUCGAGACUUCCAACCGCGUGAGAACGACUGCCCCUUCUAAUGGAAGGCCUUUCCCAACUAUCAUUGAGCUUUUGUUGUACCGCUAGCGCCACAACUCUCGCAGAUUCCGUUCUCGGUUGUCGAUCCUUUUGGGUUGGUCGAUCGAAAUUCUACCCUCUACUUUUAGUACUCGAUGUCGAUUCUCGACACUAUAAUGUUUUAGCGUUUCUCAGGAUUUACUUUUAAUUAUCUUCCAGUGAAUAGCGGUUCAACUUGAACCGCUAGUAAACGUACAGUUUUACUGUACUUGAUUUCCUCGAUCUUAAAAUUGCGCCUUAAUUAGCAGGGUUCCCUGAUAUUUCGGGCGAAAUCCAGACACGGUUUACUAGCCGUCCUCAGAUCGUGGUUGGUAAUGAAAUUGGCUACAAAUAUUCAUUUAUCUUGAGUACACAUACUCCAUAAUUUUGGAUUCGUUUUGUCAUUGACUCAGUGUUGCUCUAGUAAAUCAAUUUGACCUGCUAGGCACGGUUGAGUCGAAGCCGAAAUGAUAACAAAAAUGAUAAGUUGUAACCAAUUUCCUAAUCAACUAUUUCCCAGUGAUUUUUUCAACAUUCCAACAAUCUAUUUUUUGUUUAAUCCUAGGUAAGUAGCGCUGGCGCUUUCUUAUGUUUCGGUCCUAAUUUUUUUUUAUUUGAGUGAUUUAUCAUUUUAAAAUUGACAGCAUUUCCUACGAAUGAAAAAAAAACGAAAAAAACAUUUUCUCUUCCUCUCGCAAAAAAGUUACUAUUUUCUAAAGAAAGACUAUUUUGAUAUACAAACAAAAAAAAAACACCGUGAAAAAUCCCCGCAUCAAAUGUAAUGUGAAAGUUCCUAAACUGAAAGCAAGCGAAAGAAAGAUAUAUUAGCCUAUAAACAAAAAUGAAAACAAAAAAAAACAAUACAAACACAAUGUUUUGUAACUGAUUUGCCAUAAUUGUGAAUUGUGAAUGGUACGAACGUGAAACAAAAGAGAGAGAGAAAGGAAGAAAGAAAGAAAAGCAUUACAGCAAGCAGAAGAAACCAGUGAAACAAGAACUGCUACAUUGAAAACAGAUAGAUAAUUAUAUUGUUUUGUCAGUUUUUUGAUUAUUGAGAAUUUUAUUAUAAACAGCAGGCGAAAUAAAAUCCAAACAACAUCAUGGAGAUUGUUAUCGAAAAAAAAAACUAA